Molecule: messenger RNA, 1715 nt
Organism: Talaromyces proteolyticus
Lineage: Eukaryota; Fungi; Ascomycota; Eurotiomycetes; Eurotiales; Trichocomaceae
Product: major facilitator superfamily transporter allantoate
Exons: 2
Coding region: 1-1470 (489 amino acids)
Biological process (GO): transmembrane transport
Cellular component (GO): membrane
Molecular function (GO): transmembrane transporter activity
Source: RefSeq, a predicted model, not a curated record
AUGAACGACUCGAACCUCGACCCGGCUCUCAAGGCCACCGGCGGUGCGAUCAGGGAAGUCUCUGCAGAAGCAAGUGCGCGUGUCUUAAAGAAGAUUGACAGGCAUUUGCUCCCCCUCAUGUGCUGGAUCUAUAUGGUCCAGUUUGCCGAUAAAUCCAGUCUCAACUACUCGUCGCUAAUGGGUAUCAAAGGCGACACCCAUCUCACCGGGUACCAGUACAGUUGGCUAGGAAGCAUCUUCUAUGCAGGCUAUAUCUUCUGGGAGUUUCCAACCACCUAUCUCUUCCGCCGGCUUCCCGUCGGCAAGUAUCUGUCCAUCAACAUUGUGCUUUGGGGGGCGGUCUUGGCCUGCCACGCUGCGACUUCCAACUGGGCUGGUCUCAUGACCACACGGUGCAUCUUGGGUGUCUUUGAAGCCACCAUCACACCAGGGUUCGUUGUCAUCACGUCGAUGUGGUAUAAGCAGAAUGAGCAGGCCCGUCGUAUGGGUUACUGGCUUGGCUGCAAUGGCGUCGCGUCUAUUAUCGGUUCCCUCAUCGCUUACGGCCUCUCGGCUGUUACGACCUCGGCUCUGGCCCCUUGGAAGAUUCUCUUCCUCUUAUUUGGCCUGGCCACUGUCGUUACUGGCGUUUUUUAUCUAUGGUAUAUGCCCGACAAUCAACUGAAUGCCAAGUUUCUUAACGAGGAGGAGAGAGUCAUUGCCAUCGAACGGAUUCGAGAUAACUUCCAGGGUAUUGGGAACCGUGUCUGGAAGUGGGAGCAGUUCUGGGAAGCUAUGCGUGACCCCCGUACCUGGCUCUACGGCCUUUACUCUCUGAUCAUGAAUAUUCCUAACGGGGGCAACACCACUUUUGGAGGUGUCAUCAUUAACUCGUUCGGCUUCGAUUCGCGCACCUCGCUACUUCUUAGCGCUCCAGCCGGCGCUGUUGAUCUCGGCAGCAAACUAUUCUUCCCCUACCUCUCGGACCGCUUUAUGGACCGGACCCUGUUCUCUGGCAUCGCCAUCCUCUUCGCCAUGCUAGGUGGCAUCCUUAUGAUUGUCAUUCCACUCGAGCACCGGGGCCCGCUCCUUUUCGGCUACUAUCUGAUCGCCACAGCUGGCGCGUCAUGGUGUCUCGUUAUGGUCCUUAUCUCUAAUAAUACACUCGGCUAUACUAAGAAGGUUACCGUCAAUAGCGUCCAAAUCAUCUGCUACGCCGCUGGUAACUGGAUCGGCCCGCAGACCUUCCGCAGCAGCGAUGCUCCCGAGUACCGGACUGGCAAGACCAUAAUUGCAUGCCUCUAUGGGGUGACAGCCCUCGUCCUCCUGACCAUUCGCCUCGUCAAUAUCCGAGAAAACAAGCGCCGCGAUAAGCUUCAGACCCGGUCGUGCGUCGACUUGAAUGACCCCGAAGUCAAAGCUGAGAUCGAGAGGUCAAAAUUCAUGGACUUGACGGAUUAUCAGCAACCCCACUUCCGAUAUGUCCUGUAAAGCCACUGCAGCACUUGGCGACACAGAUAGGUUUUGGUCAGUACCCCGAGGUAGAGAUGUGGUGGCUCGGGAAAGAAUCGUUAGUCGUAUUACGUCGCGUUAUAUGAUAUCAUUUUUGUCAUUCUGUUCUUUGAAUGGUUCAGGCUAGUGCAACACGCACCGCUGUUCAACAGCUGACACACAUUUGGCCACCUGGCCGUAUCAGCCACCCUGUACCUAGAUAUACUGCAAUAUAUGAAUGCGAG